AUGGUCAAAAGAAAGCGAGAAAACGGCACCAGUGCCGCCCGCUCUGCAGACAGAGCAACCAAGUCAACAGAUGACGAGAACACGGCGUCGAAAAUCAUCAAAACCAACGGUCAUGUGGAUGUCAAGACAACUUCUCCUGUUGUCCAAAUCGUCGUAGGCUCAUAUGAACGAGUUCUGCACGGUAUUACCGCAUCCAUCUCGAACCUGUUGUCAGCAUCGUCUACUGUGUCGGUACAAUUUGCGGACACUUUCCUAUUCAAUGCACAUGCCUCUGCGAUCAAAUGUCUAGCACUAUCACCUCUACCACUGCAUGGCUCUUCUGAAAGCCAGGGCGUUUAUCUGGCCACAGGGGGCUCGGAUGAGAAGGUCAACAUCUUCACCCUUUCCGCCUCACCAGUCGCCGACAAUGAGAGACUUCCACCCAUGCCCUCUCUGGGCAAGAACGCCAUCUCAGAAAAUCCCAGGAAUAGAGAGCUAGGCACUCUUCUUCAGCACUCCUCCCAUAUCACUGCCUUACAUUUCCCAUCGCGGGGAAAGCUGCUCUCCGGCUCAGAAGACAACACCAUUGCCGUCACCCGCUUGAAAGACUUAACGGUAAUAUCGACGAUCAAAGCACCACGUCCCAAGGCUCAAGGUCAACCCAGUGGAGAUACUGUACCACCGGGUGCCACUCCCGCGGGGAUCAAUGACUUCUCGGUGCACCCGAGCUUGAAGCUCAUGUUGAGCGUCGGCCGAGGCGAGAGGUGUAUGAGGCUGUGGAAUCUUGUGACUGGGAAGAAAGCCGGCGUUCUCAAUUUCGGGCGGGAGAUCCUGAAUAGUGUCCGGGAGGGCAAGUACAGCAGUGGGGAGGGCAGGCGAAUACGGUGGAAUCCCGACGGCAGUGAGUUUGCCGUCGCAUUUGAACGAGGCGUCGUUGUGUUCGGGGCAGAUUCGAGACCUAAAUGCAAAGUCUUGCCAGAGCCCCUAACCAAGUUACAUCAGAUUCAUUAUCAAUCCAUACCUUCAGACUUAGGCGAAGGUGCGCCCAAUACGCUUCUGGCACUCUCGACCGAGGAUGGUCGGAUACUCUUCUAUGACACAGACAAAAUCUCGCCGCAUUCAGCAUGUGAAGAAAGCAGCAAUGACCAACCCGGCAGACCAUUCAUUCCGGACGCCACUCUUGUUGCAACAGUCGGCGGCAAUUCUGCAGGAUUCACGACACGUAUCAAGGACUUUGAGAUCCUCUUCCUGCCCCCUAAUGCCCACGGCCAAAAUGACAUGGCCAUUAUUGCAGCAAGCAGUGACGGGACGAUCCGUGUUAUACUCCUGUUGUUAUCUGAGGUAUUAGCCGCUUCAAAGAGCAAGAAACCGGUCCAGGCCGGAAUAGUGAUUGGGACGUAUGAGACUGGCAAUAGGAUCACCUGCCUGAAGGCCUUCGUCAUGCUGCCUCCUGAUGUUACCGAGGAUGAGGAUGAGCUCAGAGAUGAAGAUGAGGAAUUCAUGGGAUUUGAUGAGCAGGAGGAGAGCGAGCAGAGUGAGAGUAGUAGUGAUGAAGACUGA
This is a messenger RNA of Cladophialophora psammophila CBS 110553, 1539 nucleotides long. RefSeq lists its product as uncharacterized. Gene Ontology annotation, molecular function: protein binding. Bases 1 to 1539 code for a protein of 512 amino acids. The transcript has a single exon. The record is from RefSeq and is a predicted model, not a curated record. NCBI's taxonomy places the organism in Eukaryota, Fungi, Ascomycota, Eurotiomycetes, Chaetothyriales, Herpotrichiellaceae.